UUUUCUUCUGAUAUAUAAUAAAAGGCACACAUAUCACCAACUUUCAAAAAUCAGAACCUCACCUUUGGUUUUCUUUCCUCUCCCAUCUCCCAAGCUAGGAACAUUUUCACAGUGAUAAGACUUGGUUAGAGGACAUUGAAUCCACUCCAAUUGGUAAAAUGAGUUAUGGUCAAAGAUCAAGUUCAGAUUACUUGGAAGGAAUGCUCAAUGACUAUGUUGGAGGAAGGACCAAAGUGAAGCCUCAAAAGAGUGGUUCCACAAAGUUUGUGGCAGCUCUUACAUGCCUUCAAUUUUUCUUUGCAAUCUAUGCAACAUUCCUGUUGUACUACAUGGGGCCUUCAAUAGAUUUAAGAACAAAACCAGAUUUCAUAUGGGCUACAAGAAUUGCUCAGCAAUGGAAGCAACUCAUGAUCACACCCCAUGUUGUUGGUCACUACCAAGACUCUGCUUCUUCUCUCAUCCAAGAGGAGAUGAUAACACCAACUCUAGUGUGUGAGAAUGAGAAGAUAGAUUUCAUGCAAAAGAAGUCUAAUGAUGUUCAAAUGAUCGAGUUCAAAAGAGAGCUUUACAAUGAGGUUUUGGCCUUCCAGAGCAACAACACUGGCAUAGAGACUCUUCGAGAGCUAAUGUCAAUGAAAUCCAAAUGGGACUUGAAGGGUCCUAAUCCUAACAAACCAAAAAUCACAGUUUUAUUGAACCAUUUCAAGAGAAAGACCCUUUGUGCUCAAAUUGAUUCUUUGCUCCAACAAACCCUCCCUUUUCAUCAUGUUUGGGUGCUUUCAUUUGGAAGCCCCAAUGAGGUUUCUCUCAGAAGAAUUGUGGAAAGCUACAAUGACACAAGAAUCAGCUUCAUUAGCUCUAGCUAUGAUUUCAAGUACUAUGGAAGGUUUCAGAUGGCUCUGCAGACAGAAGCUGAUCUUGUCUACAUUGUUGAUGAUGACAUGAUUCCUGGAAAAAAGAUGCUGCAGAUUCUGGCACAUGUUGCUGGGACAGACAAGUACAAGAACUCUGUACUGGGAAGCAUUGGGAGGAUUUUGCCUUUUAGGCAAAAAGACUUCACAUUCCCAAGUUACAGAAAAUUUAGGUCUAAAGAAGCAGGGUUGUAUUUACCUGAUCCUGCUUAUGAUAUUACAGUUGAUAAAAUUGUGCAGGUGGAUUUUCUAUCUAGCUCUUGGUUUUUAUCUGCUGAGCUUGUCAAGUCUCUCUUCAUUGAGACUCCUUUUACCUUCUCAACUGGUGAAGAUCUGCACUUAAGCUAUCAGCUUCAGAAGUACAGAAAUGCAGGCUCAUUUGUUCUUCCUGUAGACCCUAAUGACAAGGAAACAUGGGGUGACAGUGAACACAGGCUUGCUUAUGUGUCUGAAACCACUGUGAUCUUCAAGGACAUAGUCCAAGUCAGGGAUGAUCAGUGGUGGAAAGCUCUAUCUUCAGGUUAUGUAACCCAAUGGGCAGCAAUGCACCCUCAGAAAAUUGAUGCACUCUUCUAUGCUCACUCACUUGAUGAAGUGAAAGCACUUGCACCACUUCUUGAAAAGUUCAGGUCAACAGUGGGCAAAAAGGCCUACAUUGUUGUCUCUGGAGGCAAUUUCUGUCCCUGUGAAGAUGCUGCAGCAGCUCUCAAAUGGCCUAAGUUGGUCUGCAAAGAGCGUCGCUUCAAGAUUUUUGACUUGGAAAUUGGAGCACUCUCUGGAGUAUCAAACUCUGAGGCUCCAGUGAUACAAGCAGUGUACUCAAGCAUGAAGGGUUUGAUCAAAAUUCACAACCCCAGUGUUGUGAUCACUGUAGCUGACAUUGAUCACAGUGUGAGAAAGGCUCUGAAGAUGGCAUCAGAAACUAAUUCAAAUGGCACUACUUUUGUUCUUUUACCAAGGGCUUCAGUUUCUAAAGUUCUCUGGAUGGCUGAUCUGCGUUCAACAGCAUUGCCAAAUUGGAACAGGAUGAGGCUUUCUAUCAACAUCAUCACCCAAAACAGACCCAAUUCACUAGCAAGGCUUCUAAAAUCUCUAAGCAAUGCCUACUACCUUGGAGAUGAAAUUCCCAUAACCUUCAACAUGGACACCAAGGUAGACGAGGCAACCAUUAGACUAGUAGGUUCAUUCAAUUGGCCUCAUGGUCCCAAAACUCUGAGAAGAAGAAUCAUCCAAGGUGGUCUCAUCAGAGCAGUGAGUGAGAGCUGGUAUCCAUCUUCAGAUGAUGACUUUGGUCUCCUCCUUGAAGAUGACAUUGAAGUUUCCCCUUACUACUACCUCUGGAUCAAAUAUGCACUCAUGUCAUACCACUAUGACCCCCAAAUUUCCCUCCCUGAACUCUCUUCCAUUGCCCUCUACACUCCAAGGCUUGUUGAAGUUGUCAAAGAGAGACCCAAGUGGAAUGCCACAGAUUACUUCAAAAGGAUCCAUCCCAACACACCUUACUUACACCAAUUACCAUGCAGUUGGGGGGCAGUUUUCUUCCCAAAGCACUGGAGAGAGUUCUAUGUGUACAUGAAUAUGAGGUUCACUGAGAAUCCUAAGGAAAACCCAGUUCAGAUUCCAAAGUCCAGAACAAAUGGGUGGCAAGCUUCAUGGAAGAAGUUCCUCAUAGACAUGAUGUACCUCAGAGGGUAUGUGAGUCUCUACCCAAAUUUCCCACACCAAGCAAGCUUUUCAACCAACCACAUGGAACCAGGGGCACAUAUCAGUGCAAAAGAUAAUAAGUUGAAUCAUAACAAACAGGACUUUGAGGUGCCAUUAUUGAUGGAGGAUUUUAGAAACUUUUUGCCAGGAAAGAAGUUGCCUUCAGCUUCAAGGCUUCCAUCUCUGAACCUCUUCAACCAGGCAGUUUCUCUGAAGGGACUUAAAGCUGCUGGAGCUAAGUUGGGUCAGGAUGUGCUGAGAUGUGACAAUGCCACUGAGCUAGUUGUUGUUGAUCAAGAUACAGGGCUACCACACCACUGCUUCAAGUUCUGAAAAAUCUUCAUUGCUGGGAUUUGGUUGAUUGAAUUUAUCCAUUCUAUGUGGUUUUCUUCUUCCUCCUUAUGUUAAAGAAUUAUUUGUGUUUUGUUUUAAAAAAAGAGAUUUUGAUUGGGGAAUGAGAAUGAGGUAACUCAUAUUUCCCAAAUAGACAUGCCAUGAUGACUUUGCUCAGAAAGGCAAUUGUAAUUAAUUAUUGAUCAUAAUCAAUUAUUACAAUCUUCAUUCC
Molecule: messenger RNA, 3180 nt
Organism: Lotus japonicus
Lineage: Eukaryota; Viridiplantae; Streptophyta; Magnoliopsida; Fabales; Fabaceae
Exons: 4
Coding region: 159-2948 (929 amino acids)
Source: RefSeq, a predicted model, not a curated record